Messenger RNA from Lates calcarifer (barramundi perch), 2007 nucleotides. RefSeq names its product gamma-aminobutyric acid receptor subunit rho-2. NCBI's taxonomy places the organism in Eukaryota, Metazoa, Chordata, Actinopteri, Centropomidae. Gene Ontology annotation, cellular component: synapse; GABA-A receptor complex; membrane. The record is from RefSeq and is a predicted model, not a curated record. The transcript has 9 exons. Gene Ontology annotation, biological process: chemical synaptic transmission; regulation of membrane potential; nervous system process. Gene Ontology annotation, molecular function: GABA-A receptor activity; extracellular ligand-gated monoatomic ion channel activity; neurotransmitter receptor activity. Bases 45 to 1463 code for a protein of 472 amino acids.
ACAGUCGUCACCGGUCGGCUCGCUGCGGGAAUUUUGAACUCAUCAUGCAGCGUUACUCCAGGUUCCUCCUCCUGCUCCUGUGUUUGAUCCUGAUCGGGGAGUGCAGGAAACACAAAAGCAGGAAAAAGCGCUGGUCGUCGGCGGAGACUCACAAGCUGGGCAAUCCUCUGUCGAAGAAGACUGUGGAUGGAACUAAAACCCGAAAGGUGAAGACCAGCCACCUUCUGCGCAUAGACGACCACGACUUCACUAUGAGGCCCGCCUUUGCAGGUCCUGCUGUCCCUGUUGGAGUGGAUGUUCAGGUGGAGAGCUUGGACAGCAUAUCAGAGGUCGACAUGGACUUCACCAUGACCCUGUAUCUGAGGCACUACUGGAAGGAUGAGAGGCUGGCCUUCCCCAGCUCCACCAACAAGAGCAUGACCUUUGACGGGCGGCUGGUGAAAAAAAUCUGGGUACCGGACGUGUUCUUUGUCCACUCAAAGAGGUCCUUCAUCCACGACACCACCACUGACAACAUCAUGCUGCGAGUUUACCCCGACGGUCACGUCCUGUACAGCCUGAGGGUUACAGUUACUGCUGCGUGCAACAUGGAUUUCAGUCGUUUCCCUUUGGACUCGCAGACGUGCACACUGGAGCUGGAGAGCUAUGCGUACACAGACGAGGACCUGAUGCUGUACUGGAAAAGCGGUGAUGAGUCUCUGAGCACUGAUGAAAGGAUUUCUCUGUCACAGUUCCUCAUCCAGAAGUUUCACACUACCUCCAGACUGGCUUUCUACAGCAGCACAGGUUGGUACAACCGUCUGUACAUCAACUUCACUCUGCGGCGUCACAUCUUCUUUUUCCUGCUGCAGACCUACUUCCCUGCUACUCUGAUGGUCAUGUUGUCCUGGGUGUCUUUCUGGAUUGAUCGCAGGGCCGUCCCUGCCAGAGUCUCAUUAGGUAUAACCACAGUGCUCACCAUGUCCACCAUCAUCACUGGAGUCAAUGCCUCCAUGCCCAGGGUCUCCUACAUCAAAGCUGUGGACAUUUACCUCUGGGUCAGUUUUGUCUUUGUCUUCCUGUCUGUGCUCGAAUAUGCUGCUGUCAACUACCUGACGACAGUGAGGGAUGGUAAAGACCGGAAGCUCAGAGAAAAAGCCAGGGAACAGUCCCAUACCCUCCCCUGCACCUGCGGCAUGUCCCAUGCUAGGACCAUGAUGUUGGAUGGGACGUACAGUGAGGCAGACACCAACAGUUUGGCAGGUUACACCAGAGCCUCCAUGACAGCUGAGGACACGUCAGAAAAACAGGAGCGAAUGGUGGUGCAUCUCUCCCUGGACAACGAGUCCACGGGGACCAAGAAAAAGGGCAUCCGCGGCUUCAGGAUUAUCCAGAACACCCAUGCCAUCGACACCUACUCUCGCAUGAUCUUCCCUGGUGCCUACAUCCUGUUUAACCUGAUCUACUGGUGUGUGUACUGUUGAGUGUGUGCAUUUGAACCUAAACUGUUGCAGAGAAAGAAAAAAACUGUGACAUCAUUUCAUUGACAUUGGAGGAGGGAUAGCUGUUCCCAUGCUGCAUGUUCAGGUGCGGCAACUCUGGUUCACAUAUCAGCACAGGACUGGACCACUUAUACAGCUCCUUCUCCUUCACAUAACUGUAUCAUAGUCUAACAACCUAGACGGGCUGGUUACACAGGUUUUUCUCUUAUAGUCUAAUGCCAGUUGUACAAAAUUAAAACCAGACUCAUUUUAAGCCUAAAACGUUAGCCACCAUUCCCCAAGUCUGUUGUGACAAUGCUAUCACUGUUGACCCACAUUCAUUUGGUUUCUGGUAACACAUCCUAUGGCCGUCUGAUUUUUUAAUCUUCAUUUGUUUUUGUUUUGGUCGCCACCAACAAGAUACUUUAGUUGGUUCUUUAGGAUGUACAGUGGUUUUAUCAGAGGUUUUUGCUGAUGAAAACAAACAAACAAGGCUGAUGGUUGUUGUUAGAGUGUGCAAAAUGAAAACAAUGAAUUAAAAGAGCCU